AUGGAUCAGCCGGUGCCCCCGUCGUCACAUGGCAGUGACGAGGCACCAAAUGACGGUCAUGCGACCGUGGGCCAAGGCAGGCCUGGACGCUCGAGACCGAGCACCGCCUCAAAUGAGGCACAUGAAGUCCAUGGUGAGGACAAUGAUGAUGAUGGGUUUGACAGUGAAGAGUUUCGAGAAUGGAUGAGAAACAGGAGUCGAGCUGGAGGACGACGAACCCGAGAUCGCCGUCGCGACAGCAGUGAUGGCUCCCGAGACAGAGAUGGAGAUGGAAGCAGGACCAAUGCAGGACCUGCACCGGAAUGGGACGGCGAGGGCUUGUCGUUCCAGGACUACGCCAUAAAGGCGAGGUUAUGGCUGGCUACAACACGGUCAAAACCCCGCACGAGAGGGCCUCUCUUACUCCAACGACUAGCUAAGGUGCCCUUCGAGACGAUGAAGUUCUUGGCCAAGGACCGCAGGUGGAUGGCCAGUGAGACCAAUGGUGAGGACCUCAUAGACCUGAUGGACCAGGCCGAGUACUUCGGUGACGACCGAGACGAGGACCUGCUAGGUGCCUUAGCAAAGAUCACCUACCAUGUGAGAAGGGAGAAGCAGGAGGCGCACAGGCAGUUCUUCAACAGAUGGGAGACUGCCAUGCGCAAAGUGGCCGAACACAAGGUCUUUUUGCCGGACAAGUACAUCGGCUUCCUCUUGGUGAAUGCCCUUAACCUGACCGAACCGGAGAUCAAGUCGCUCCUCAACUAUACCCGUGGCAGCAUCAUGCCACCUGAUAUCAAGGACUGGGUCAGGAAGCAUGAAACCAAGUUACAAGUGGCACAGGUUGGCCUUGACCCCAAGAAGAACCAGGCCAGCUCGACGAAGGCGAGCGGCAAUUUCUUCGUCGCCGAGGAAGAGAGCGAGAAUGACGAGGAGGAGAUUCAUGCCAUCGAGGCGGCGAUCAUGGAACUACAAGGUGGAGAACAACAUGGCGAUCAACCUGGUGGCACCGAGGAUGAGGAGACGCAGAUCCUGGAAGAGCACGAGGCAGCAGAGAUCCUUAACACGAUCCUGACGAAGAAGCGCAGCUUCGUCCAAACCCAGAAGGCAAAGAAGAGCAAGGAACUUGGCAGAGGAUACAAGUCUGGCAACUUUCCGAACAAGGGCAAAGGCAAGAACACCUAUACCGUCAACAACACCGGCAAGCCUCCUUGGAAAGCAGGUCAGUAUAAGAUGACCAUAGAAGAAAUCAAAAAGAUCACUCGCUGUGGGAAUUGUCUCCGCACUGGACAUUGGCACCGCGAGUGCCCAGAGCCUCCCCGAGAACGCGACCAACAUCUUUUGGAAACCGAAGAAGCUGUUUUCUGCGGUCUUUUAGACCAUGAGACCACCGGAGAAGCCAUGAGUGCCGUAGCCAGCUUAGAUUCCCCACCAGUGGGAAGUUUUGUGGUAGCCGAACCUGAGCCCAAUUCCAACGUAGCUGAGUGCCAGCCCACGUCCCCGUAUAAGGACCGAACUACUGGGAAUGAGGACAACAGCUUCAAGAUCCUGUCAGCGUGGCACAUGCUUCUGGUGAGGGUGAUGAGCAUCAUGCAGAGUGUCAGCGCGCUGGCCUUACGACUUCUACGUCCUCAACCAGAUCACCUGAACCAGAGCACUUCGUCCGGGAAACCGAGAACUACCAGAGUGGCGCCGACAGAGGGCAGCUUCGAACUGAUCCCACCGUCAUCGCCAGCCAAGAGCCAGAGGUCUCAGGCAAGUUCCUAUAUGGGGAAGGAGCUCAUCACGGAUGCGAUCCUUCGGAUGGUGGGGCCACCAGUUCAGUGCGAGCAUGGGGAGACCACACGCCUCUUCAUAUGCCAGAAGCAGGGUCCCAACUACCACAAGCUGUUUUGGCGCUGCCCACGUCCCCGCGAUCAGCAGUGCCGAACCUUUAUGUGGACUCUGAUCCAGCCCUACCUCAACACGAACCUCAUCGAGGCAUCCGAGGAGGAGAUGGACACCGAGACGGUGAUAUCAACUACAACCCGGAGGAGCACUACGUCACGGAAGAGCUCUACGGCAUCCCAACUCCUACAGCAGGCACAACAGCACUGCAAGCACGAGAAGGUGUUGAAGUCGGGCUCCAAUCACUUCAAGAUCCAAGAGAAGUGUGCCAUUUGCGGCAAGAUCACCAAGGAGGAGCUCACCGAAGCCGGCAUCCAGAAGGAGAAGGAACGCGAGAAGAACCGCAAGAAGAAGCUGGAGCCGACCGAGCCCACCUACGAGGAGUUCUUGGAGUGGAAGAGGUCCCAGGCACUGGAACCGGCAGGACAUGAUCUCCUGAAAGCAAAGAACAGGCAAGAGGCAUAUGCCGACACCAUCGACCAGGAGCACAACGUGCGCCACCACAUCCAUGUUGUCACCUUGGAUGGCCUGAUGAACGAGAUCUACCGCACUGAGAAUGUCCUCCUCGAGUGCUUCAACUUGAAAGCUCAUGAGUAUAUGGCCACAGACCACCCUGAGGAGAAUGCCGACGCACAGCCCGAGAACGCCCUUGCCGAGGAUGCAGUGAUUGAGGAACCAGCAGAAGGACAAGCCGAUCUGCCUGGACGACGCCUACCAAGAGAGCGAGGCCUGAACACCUUCCAAUUAGUGCGGAGGGCACAUUGUGGACUGGGUCACAUCGGAAACGACAAGCUAGCAAGGAUCUUGCAGAACGCAGGAGCCAAGAAGGAGGCCAUUGAGUAUGCCAAGAAGCUGACAUGUGAUGUUUGCCAGAAGCACAAAAGGAUUGCCCCUGCCAGGGCUGCAGCACCACCACGAGACUUCACUCCAAACCAAGUAGUAGGGGUGGACACAGUACAUCUACCAGGUCUGAAAGCAGGAGGCAAACUGAAGAUGGCCCUCAACAUAGUGGACUGGUCCACCAGGUUUCAACUGGUGAUACCACUGGAAGACCACACACCACGGUCAGCCUCACGUGCUCUAUUUCAGUGGAUCCGUAUCUUUGGACCUCCCGAACGAAUAUACAGUGACUUGGGCAAGGAGUUCCGUGGAUGCUUCCAGAACAUGAUGGACCAGCAAUCCAUUGUCUUGGACCCCGGGGCCUUAGAAACACCAACCCAGAGGUCCAUUACUGAGAGGGCCGGCAAGUCCUUUAAGGAGGUGCUUUCAAAGACACUUAUGGAAGUGACCUGUACUACCUGGGAAGAAUGGCAUGAGGCAGUUGACGUGACCACGGCCACUAUCAACCGGCUGGCCAACAAAUCAGGAUUCAGUCCGGUACAGAGAAUGCUGGGGUACAGCCCUCGAAUUCCUGGAACUAACCUGAGCGGCGGCUUCAAUGACCACGCCACCGCUUCAAGGUAUCAGGCUGGUGAUCUCCAAGUACAACGUUCUGCAGACCUACGACAAGCCGCAGCCAUUGCCUACCACAAGGCGGACUGCGACCAGGCACUACGGAAUGCACUACAUGCUGGCCACCGGAAAUGGCACCACUACGAGGUAGGUCAAACGGUGUACUAUUGGAAAAAGGGCAUGCAGGGAGCCAAGAAAGACAACCCGUCAUUCUGGCAUGGACCGGCAAAGGUCAUCCUGACCAACCUGCCCAACACUGUAUGGGUAUCCCAUCGCAGCCACAUCGUGAAAGCAAGUCCUGAACAUCUACGACCAGCAGUGGACGAGGAGAAGUUUGUCAUCACCGACUGGAUUCAGGACCUCGUGGAGACCAAGAAGAAGCUUCAGGAGAAGGACUUCAAGGGCUACAUCGUCCUCGAUGAGAAACCCCCUGAGUAUGACCAGGCCAUUGAGGAUGACGAGGAGAUCCCACCACAGAAACCGAAGUUUAGGUUGACAGGAAAGCAUGCGGCGGCCGAGGUGGAAUUUCAACCAGAUAUCUAUGACGAGAAGCGGCAGAAGCUGAAUCCACAGGAACCGGCAAGAAGCACUUUGGUGGAACCGCCACUGACUGAAGCCAUCCCCGAGGACAUCCAGCCUAAUGAGGGCAUCUUUGAUGAUCCUGAAGAACAGCCAGAGAUUGACUCUCCAGAGAUGGUGCCCACUACACCGCUACCGGAUGAGACGGAAGAUGAAAGAGCUGACAACGAUGCACUACCUCCUGCUGAAGAACAUCAUCGUGGACAAGUACGACAUGCCGAUCAUCCAGAAGAAGGAGAACCUCCCGCUAAACGGCACCGAAUGGAGCUUUUGGAGACCCUCUACAACGAGCUGGAGAAGAUCACGAUGACCAGGAACAGGAAGGAAGUAUCUUACGGUCGACUACAACUGAACAACAAGAAGAAGUUCGACCGAGCUAUUUCCAAGGAGAUCCAAAACAACCUGACGUCAGGAGCCUAUGAGGUCUUAAACCGAGAAGAAUCUGAAAGGAUUAGAAGGGAAAAGGGGGACCUGAUCAUGAAAAGCAGGUACGUCCUCACUGAGAAGGCCGUUGAACCUCACGAAAUAGAAGUCCUAAAGAAGGAGGGCUUGCUACUAGAUGACGAAACCGGCGAACUGCUGAAGGCCAAAGCCCGUCAUGUCAUGAAGGGAUACUCGGAGGCUAACGCCGAGAACUUAGAGUCAACAACGCCACAGGUGGCCAAGGACACCGUGAUGUUCACGCUUCAGAUGCUGGCCAGUCAUCAAUGGAAGAUUGGUCACCUCGACUUCACCCAGGCCUUCCAUUCAGGAGACCAGAUCCAGAGAGAGCUGUACUGCUCCCUUCCUCCGGAAGGCAUCCCUGGCCUUCACCCACGGCAACUACUCCGACUUCGGAAGACAUGCUAUGGAUUAACAGAUGGUCCAUAUGCAUGGUACCAACACCUCUCCCGGGUGCUGGAAAGCAGGGGAUACCAGAGAAGCCGGGCAGAUCCGUGCCUGUUUCAGCUGUUCGACCAAGACAAACAGAAGCUCAUCGGGAUCAUCGCCUUGGCCACGGAUGACAUGCUACAUGGCGGAGAAGAGGCUCACUGGGAACAUAUGGAAUGGCUCCGCUCCCAAUACAAGAUGGGCAAAUAUACCACUGGAAACGGAAAGUUCACUGGAAAGACCAUUGAACAACAACCCAGUGGUGCCAUCCUCUUACACCAGAGAACCUACAUCGAGGAGAAGGUCAACCUGAUCCCCAUGAAACGAGAACGAAAACGACAAAGGUAUUCGACAUGUUCAGCCAACGAGGUGAACCAACUCCGAACUCUACUUGGAGCUCUGGCAUGGGUUGCCAAAGAAACCAGGCCAGACGUGGCCGGCCGAGUGGCACUGCUCCAACAGUCGAUGCCACUUCCAAUGGUCAAAGAUAUCAUUGAGGCCAAUGCCGUGGCUGAGGAGCUGAAGAAGGACCCUGGCCUGGGGAUUUUGAUACAACCGAUUCCUAUGGAGCGACUUCGAGUUGGAGUCGUCACCGAUGCCAGCUGGGGAAAUGCCGGAGGCAACUACAUGGAAGAGAACAACAAGGACUACUGGGAAGAGACGGAAUUCAGCUGGAUACGACAUCACCUUCUGCCGAGAAGAUUGCUCUUCCAUCCUGGUGCUGCACCUCAUGGACCUGAUCUACACAAGAUCUCGAGGACAAGAUCCACGACCUGUAACAACGAGGAGAUGACGGACAAUUGGGAUGACAAGGAGGCCAUCAGGGAGAAGCACAACGAACCAUGGACAGGAACCACCACGUUUCUGAAGACCGAGAUCGAAGAGGAGACCCGGAAACCCAUCAACGAGCGUUUCCUUCAACUUGCCAGGAAGCAUAGCCAAGGUGGCUACCUCUUGAUCUACUACGACGACAAGUUGGAGACCACGGACGACAUGGCCAACAUCACAAUUGCAAGCUGGAAAAGCUACAAGUUGAAGAGGUGUACCGUUAACACCUUAUCAGCAGAAUGCCAAUCGAUGCUGCAGGGGAUUGGCAACCUUCACUGGCAUCGAUUCCUCUUGGCAGAGGUUUUAGCCAAGGACCUUUCACUGGAGAACUGGGAGCAACAACUUGGUAAGCUGCCAUUCAUUGCUGUGACAGAUUCCCGGUCGCUCUACGACACAAUCACGAAAUGCAGGAACACGUCGGCGCACAUCGACGACAAGAGGACGGCCAUUGACCUGACCAUCCUGAAAGGCGACCUUGAGACCACUGGCGGCCGGGUCCGUUGGGUAGGUGGAUCUAACAUGGUAUCUGACUCUCUUACCAAAAGGAUGGCCCCCAAGUUCCUCAGCAGAAUUAUGCACCUUGGAAAAUGGUCCUUAACGGAGACGGGCUACAAACGACUAGUUGAAAUACAUGCUUUGUUCAACACAAGUUGUGGUGCAUGUGGAUUUGUAUAG
This is a messenger RNA of Cladocopium goreaui, 6270 nucleotides long. Lineage: Eukaryota; Dinophyceae; Suessiales; Symbiodiniaceae. The record is from the annotation of a GenBank genome assembly.